AAAAGUAUACCUAAAUCAGUGUAAUCGUCGACAAAAUGUCACUAAAUUUUUGUCUUCGUGUUUAAAUACCAAAAUAAAUUAAUCGACAAAGUAGCUAUAAACUAUGACUCGAGGGAAAUCCUUCCGCAUAUCAUGCAAAUUACAGAUAUCGCAUAGCAGUAAGGGAGGAAGAUGGAUACAGAUGUCGGUAAUGACGUGGUAACCGCUCUUAGGAGUGAUCUGGCAGGACUGCAGUACAAACGAGACAAAUUAUUAUCAGAAAAUAGUGAUUUAAAGAACCAAAUGUUGUCAAGAGACCAAAGGAUUUUGGAGCAGCAAGUUGAAAUCGAUCACCUUCGUGAGCAAAAUGCUCGCCAAAAUGCUAUCAUAUCGUCUCUCAAGAAGAAAAUUCAGGACCUGGAAGAGUCACAACGUAACUUACAAGCUUCACAGGGCAGAAGCGAGCUCACAGUACAAACGUUACAAAGAGACAAUCGAUACUGCGAAGAGAAAAUAAAAGACUUAGAGAAGAAGAUACGAUCGCUAGAAUUAGAGUGUCACAAUGAAGAACAACAGAAAGAAAACGCACGUUGCCAAUUCCAUGACUUAGUGCGUCGUUUAUCAGUAGCCUUGGAGUCAGACUUUUGUGACACUACCCACACACAUUCACCAGAAAGUUUGAUAAUAAAAGCAGCUGAGCUUGUCCAAGAGAUAACGAGACUUAAAAAUAAAUGUAUGAACACAACUGAAAACAUGUCUACUAUAGAACAAGAUUUGAGAAGUUGCAGAGACAGCUUGGAAAGAGCAAAUGCGGAUAAAGAUAUAUUGCAAAGGCAACUUUCUUCUCAUUUACUCGAAAUUGAAAGAGUUAAACAAGAGAAAGAGUCACUUGCGGUUCAGAAUAGAGUUAUAGAAAGAGAACUUCACGAAGCGCGUGAGAAGAUAUCGCAUUGUACAAAAAAUUUAAAUGUUGUAACUGAUAAUGUUAAUCAAAAUGAGUCAUUAAUCAUACAACUGAAAGAGGACCUAAGACAUCGUGACGAAAAAUAUCAAAAAUUGCAAAGUGAAUUUCGUAAUACAAUGGAAUCAAUUGCCAUUCUAUUGAGUUUACCGACGCGUUUUGUGGAAGCUCACGAAAGCACAAUCAAAGAUAGAAUUCGUGAAAUAUUGGGUGAAAAUAAAGACAAGUCUUUGCAACUAGAAGCAUUGCGUGACAAGCUUGGAAUGGAAUCACAGCAGUUAAGCAGAAGCGCCCACUUGCAUGAACAAGCCAACACCCGGGUUCGAAUCCUAGAAGACGAAAGGAACAUGUUGGAAACGAAGGUUCACAAGUUGGAGUCAGAAUUGAACGCAAUGGAAAUUACUAAGGAUGGACUUCGUAAGGACAAAGCUAACUUUGUAGCAUUCCUUGAGCGCUUGAGCAGGACGCUAAAUAUGGAUGAGUUGACCCAGGAUGUGGGCAUAGAGUUGCACACUGAAUCGAUUAUCCAUCGCGCCGAGCAACUGUCGAGACUCGAGAGCGAUAAAAUCGUCGACAAGACUGCAGUGGUAUAUCAAUUGCAACGACGUAUACGAAUAUUGAGGGAACAGCUGCAAAGAAAAGAUUUACAUUUGGAUCUAUUGAGACGCAAAUUAAGUGUUCAGGAGGAGAGUUCCCGUGUUCGCGCUGUUUUACAAGCUGAACGUGAUGAGGCGGCGUGUCGGGGCAAGAAGAUGGCGCGUCAGUGUGACCGUCUCGCCGCGCAGCUUGCGGAUGCGCGAGCGCAGCUGCGGGACCUCAACGCGCAGCUGGCGGACGCCGCAGAGUACAAAAUAUCAUCUCUAGAAAGAGCACGGAAAAUAGAAGAUUUGGAAAAGAAAUUAGAAGAGGCAGAUAUAUUGAGAACUCGUUAUAAUCGCAAAGUUAACAUUUUGAAAGAACAAAUUCGUACCACAGGCGAGACAUACGAACAGGAAAGAAAUACAACUGAACAUCAAAUCAGUUUACUAAGAGACGACUUGGCCAGAACUAAAGAGGCACUUGCGGAAUGCCAGAGAAGAGAAGCACAAUUGACAAGCUUCAGGAAUUCCAUCGCCAAGCUCCUCGGCAUCCUAGUACCGUCAUCCGUAUCGGACUUUGAAAUGGUAUCCCGACUUCAGAAGUUGAUUGACGCUCACCAUGACUUCACUGUGGUGUCUCGUCGGUAUGACGACCCCGCUUUGCUGCGCGCUGCCUCCCGCUCUCCGCCGCCAUCAAGAUGCAGGACAAGAACUCCUGACAGGUCUCUCCGCUACGACGACUCGGGGUACGCAGACCCAGGCUUCGACUUGGAGGAUGAGGUGUACAAGCGAUCGGGCUUGUGACCCGCGCGCCGGCGUGCACGCUUUUAGCCGCCGAUCAUGACCUUCACUUGACAUUGCAGUCUUUUAAAUUAGGUCAACAUAUUAAAAAAAAAGACAUAAAAAUGUGCACAACAUUUAUUAUUAAG
Papilio xuthus (Asian swallowtail) is the source of this 2447-nucleotide messenger RNA. RefSeq names its product coiled-coil domain-containing protein 170. The transcript is spliced from 11 exons. The coding region runs from base 172 to 2322 and encodes 716 amino acids. The record is from RefSeq and is a predicted model, not a curated record. NCBI's taxonomy places the organism in Eukaryota, Metazoa, Arthropoda, Insecta, Lepidoptera, Papilionidae.